Molecule: messenger RNA, 2410 nt
Organism: Stereum hirsutum FP-91666 SS1
Lineage: Eukaryota; Fungi; Basidiomycota; Agaricomycetes; Russulales; Stereaceae
Exons: 14
Coding region: 14-2389 (791 amino acids)
Biological process (GO): DNA-templated transcription; regulation of DNA-templated transcription
Molecular function (GO): DNA binding; zinc ion binding; DNA-binding transcription factor activity, RNA polymerase II-specific
Source: RefSeq, a predicted model, not a curated record
AUUCUCACAGCGAAUGAGCUCACAUAGAUCAGGAGUAACGCGUGCAUGUGACUCCUGUCGGCGUAGGAAAGGUCAGUGUUUCUUUGGUGUUUCUGCUUCAAUCCACAGCAUGGCGUUGGUGCUACCUGGCAAUGAUUCGUACGUCGCUGACGUCUUGGAAAUUACAGUAAGAUGCGAAGCCGGAGGCGAUUCAGUUGGCCAAAAGUGUUCAAGAUGCGCUCUCCAAGGCGUCGAAUGCACGUAUAACGCCACACCACAACGGGAGAACUUUGAUUCUCGUCAGAUAAGACGCCUGCGUAAGAGGUGUGAUGAGCUGGAGACCCGACUCAGCCAAAUGCAGCAGCUCAUGAACGGUACAAGCUCUGGGUCGAAUGUGGUCUCUAAUCUCUCGACCUUCAAUACCUCCGCAAAUCUGCCUUAUGUCGACUCACCAAACACUCGCACCACAAUGCAUUCGAAUGACUCACUCCUACCCGUGACAGAUGAUGAUGACUCAGACUCAAGUGACGACGAGUACGGAAAUAUCAGACUCCUUACCGAACAUGUUGAAGCUCUGUCUCUCGCCACUGACGCAGGCCGCUCAACUUUCCAUGGAAAGUCGAGUCUUACGGGCGUCAUUGUCCAAGUCGCACAAGCCAUUCCGCCUCCGCCACGGGAGAUCGACAGCCCCAGCCAUUCGACAGCCAUAUCGCAACGGCACCUAAUUUCCUGGAUGACAGCCCGCGAUGGUUUCAACCUUCGAUCCUCCUGUGCCGAUGUGGAUUUGAACUUCCCCGAACCAUCCCUACUACACGAACUGGCUGAGAUCUACUUCACCCGUUCAAACCCGUGGACAGGCUUGCUACACCGUCCCACCUUCUUCCGUUCCGUAGAAAAGGGUCUUCACCACGACGAUCGAGGAUUCGGCAGUGUGGUCCUCCUUGUUUGCGCCCUGGGUGCCCUGCAUUCUGAUGACCCUAGGCACCUCGAUGAUUAUGGGACCACUACCAACGACACUAGCUCUGGCUCGGUUUGGCAGUCCGCAGGUUGGAAAUGGGUGUCUCAGAUCGACCCGAUGCGUAAUGCAUUGUCCCAUACACCUUCCUUGUACGAUCUACAGAUGUAUGCGUUAUCGCUGGUUACCUUUCAUGCGUACCCAACGGCAGUAGAUCUAUGUGGUCUUGCUGGAAUGGGGGUGCGUCGUGCGCAGGUUGUAGGAGCUCACAGACAGAAGGCGUAUGGAGGUAAACUCACAAUCGAAGGAGAGCUGUGGAAACGUGCUUUCUGGUCGCUGCUGUCGACAGAGACCUUGCUUUGUGUUGCCCUUGGUAGGCCGUGCUCCACUCAAGACUGUGACUUAGACCUACCAGUAGACUGUGACGACGAAUUUUGGGACAAUCCCGACCCCGAACGUCGUUUCAUCCAGCCGAUUGGAAAACCAUCUUCCAUGUCAUUUCGUAUAGCUACGUUCAAGCUCCGAGAGAUCCUUGCUUCCGCAUCCCGCACCAUCUAUUCGACCAAGAAGUCCAGGAUUCUCUCGGGACUAGUGGGACCAGACUGGGAACGACGUGUAGUCACUGAGCUUGACUCUUCCUUAAACCGCUGGCAGGAUCUACUCCCCUCACACCUGAAAUGGAAUCCUGACCGCUCGGUCGACAUAUUCUACAUCCAGUCCGCAUGCCUCGCCUGCAUGUUCUAUCACACGCAAACGUUCAUCCACCGGCGGUUCAUAUCCGCCAUUGGCAGUCAUACGCCCAGUCCCCUUGUAGAGGCCUCGACUGUGAUAUGUCUGAACGCUGCGAGAUCGUGUGGGAACAUCGUUCUCACCCUCCCGCGAACACGAACCUUCUCAUUCCCGGGUCUCUUCGGAAAUUCUCUGUUCGAGUGUCUAGUUAUCCUCGUCAUCAAUGUUUCACGUAGAGUUCAACGAGGGGAACAACUCUCGGAGCAGGAAGUCCGUGACCUCGAUAUUGCGUCAAAAUGUCUGGCUGUCACGGAGUAUCAUGAGCAGAGAUCCUUCGCGGCAGGAAGACUGAGGCACAUACUCUGCCACUUUGCCUUUUCAUGCGGACUCUCCUCAGUAUGGUCACUGGCGAAGUUUCCCAUACCAACUACCACAGAGGCCGGACCAAGCGAUACUUCACGAUCGGCACCGGAGUUCACCCAGCAAAACCUGUUACUACAGGAUGACUUCGAACGAUGGAUGGCAUAUGAGGCGCUGCAGACCGAGUUUAAUCCCUUCAGCACUCUGAUUCAGGGCGAGCCAGCGAACUCAUUCCCAUCGUUCUUCGGGCUCCCGUUCGAUCUGAAUGGUGGUCCGGCUAUUGAUGUUGACGGUGCCGCUGCGAUGGGGAUGUCUGCUAUUGACUUCCCGUCGAGCUCCUCUUCGGACGCUCAGCAGUGGGGAUGAUGGGUUCCUUGGGCAUGGUUU